UCUGAUUGGUCCUCCUGCCGGAAGCGGACAGGAAGUGAACAGGCAGCUUCAGCCUCAGUGUUCAUGUCAGAGAUUCACUGAGUUUUCUCCUGAGCUCAGUUUGACCUCAGUUCGCUGUGAAUGGAACAAAAUCAGUUGAUUUUAAAAACAGUAACUCGGUUUGUUCUGAUAUGUUUCUGCGCCGUGUUGAGGGCAGAGGAGCGGGCAGAUGACGGAGGAGGAUGGUUCUUAAAUUCAGAUUUCAGAUUAGAGGAUGAAGGUCCCUGUAACAUCGAUGUGUUGGACAGCUCCUCACUGUCUUAUCAGCAGUUCAUUGAAAGAUAUGCAUACAGCAGACCAGUCAUCCUCCGAGGCCUGACCGACAACACAAAAUUCAGGUCGUUGUGUUCCAAGUCCAGUUUACUCCGAGACUAUGGCGAGCGGAGAGUGCGGCUCAGCACAGCUAACACUUACUCUUACAGGAAAGUGGACGUCCCCUUCCAGGAGUACGUGGACAUUCUCCUGAGGCCUCAGUCGACUGACGCCCUCGGCAGCGAGACGCUGUAUUUUUUCGGAGACAACAACUUCACCGAGUGGCAGAGUCUGUUCGAGCACUACGAGUCUCCUCCGUACGUCCUGCCUCACACCAGCGGAGCGUACAGCUUCGGGAUCGCAGGUCCAGGAACAGGAGUCCCCUUCCACUGGCAUGGUCCUGGUUACUCUGAGAUCAUCUACGGAAGAAAGCGUUGGUUCCUCUACCCGCCUGAUAAGGAGCCUCACUUCCACCCGAACUACACCACCCUGUCCUGGGUGUCAGACACGUACCCCCACCUGCCCGAAGACGAGGCUCCGCUGGAGUGCACCAUCAGACCUGGAGAGGUUCUGUAUUUCCCCGACCGAUGGUGGCACGCGACUCUCAACCUGGACACCAGCGUUUUCAUCUCCACCUUCCUCGGCUGAGCCUCGGCUCCUCCGGUCCAGACUGACGGGAUCAGAAACAGACUCAGAGACAAAAGGUUUAAUUGAAUGUUUGAGGAGACUGAGCUGAUGAAGAGCUGUACUCUGUGUUUUGGACGAAGUGGGUGUUUAAUUUGAGGGACUAAUGAAAAGCAGCACAGUGACAUUCCAGGUGAUUCACCUGUGUUUUCUAAUGAUGAUAAUAAUAAAGUGAAUUUAAUGACCAAAGCAGAAACAGACUUAUUCUCACUUCUCUCUGCAGCUCAAACGUAGAAAACAUUUGACUUUGUCUCGACAUUUUUUGAAAAAAAAACAAAAUGAAAAUCAAACUCACCUGAGCUUUACGUUCCAGUUUUCACAUGACCUGAAUUCACCAAUGAACGAUGGUUUUACUGCAUACAAAUGAGCCGACUGAUCAAAGAUGAACGGAUUAGAUUUUGGUGGUUAAAGGUCAAAGGUCAAGGUCAUUGUGUAACUGGGCUGAUUCGAGCGCCUCCUCUCCGUCUGAGUCCACACAGAAACUUGAUCCAUCACCUGAUCUUCUAGAAGAAACACUUUAUGUUUCCAGAGAGUUUUUACGACCAGUAACACUUUUAAUUCAACUGGAUGAACGACUGCAGUGAAAAGGCAAAAAUAAAUGUUUUUGAAAAUGAAUUUAUUAGAAUUAAUUUACAUUUCUCUCUUUAUAGACAUGAUCAUUCAUUCAUUCAUUUAUAAAUAAUCAGCAGAUGAACUGACAAUGAAAACAUUUCUUAGCUGCAGCGCUAAUGUUCAAAUAAAGCUUCAUUUUCUUUAGUUCCUGA
Molecule: messenger RNA, 1739 nt
Organism: Lates calcarifer (barramundi perch)
Lineage: Eukaryota; Metazoa; Chordata; Actinopteri; Centropomidae
Gene: jmjd8
Product: jumonji domain containing 8
Exons: 9
Coding region: 121-939 (272 amino acids)
Cellular component (GO): cytoplasm
Source: RefSeq, a predicted model, not a curated record